UCCCUCCAAAGACCCUAAUUUCCACUCUAAAAAUGUAGGGUUCUUAGUUCUAGAGUAAAUUUCUAGCUAGAGCUAUGGAGGCUUGGGCUGCAGAGAUCUUGGAGGCCGCCAACGAUCCAGGCACGGUGGAGUGGGUAAGAUCGGUCCGGCGCUGCAUUCACCGCAACCCGGAGCUGGGAUUUGAGGAGCACCAGACGAGCGCCCUCAUUCGCAGGGAGCUGGAUGGAAUGGGGAUUCCCUACCGGUGGCCAGUGGCCAAGACAGGAGUGGUGGCGACCAUUGGGAGCGGCGAUCGGCCGAUUGUGGCGCUCAGGGCGGACAUGGACGGUCUUCCGAUCCAGGAGAUGGUGGAGUGGGAGCACAAGAGCCAAGUGGAUGGGAAAAUGCACGCUUGUGGACACGAUGCUCACCUAGCCAUGCUCCUUGGCGCUGCUAGGAUUCUCUCGCGAAGGCGCCAUCUUCUCAAAGGAACGGUGCUUCUUCUCUUCCAGCCAGCUGAAGAAGGCAAAGCUGGCGCUCAAGUUAUGGUCCAGGAUGGAGCUCUUGGAGACGCCGAGGCCAUCUUUGGCUUGCACGUAGCACCGGAAGCUCCGACGGGAAUCAUCGCGCUCCGGAGAGGACCGUGCUUAGCCGGAUCUCGCGCCUUCGAGGCCGAGAUCAAGGGCCGAGGUGGUCAUGCCGGUUGUCCAGAUCACACUGCCGAUCCCAUCGUUGCGGCCUCGUUUGCGGUGAUCAGCUUGCAGCCGCUCGUCUCUCGAGAAAUGGAUCCUCUUGGUAAUCAGGUUGUUUCUGUGACUAGCAUAAGUGGUGGGCAUACCUUCAAUGUCAUUCCAGAUUCUGUGACUCUCAAAGGCUCGUUCCGCUCCUUCUCCAAAGAAGGCAUGGCUAAGCUUAAAGAGAGAAUCCAGCAGAUCAUCGAGAGCCAGGCAGCUGUUCACAAAUGCACCGCUCGCGUAGUCUUCGAUGCAGACCGCCCGAUGUAUCCAGCGACGAUCAACGACGAUAAAUUGCACGACCACGCAUCCUGGGUCGCAACGUCACUCUUUGGAAGCCACUGCGUACGCAACAUCAAGCCGGUGAUGGCUGCCGAAGACUUCUCGUUCUACUUGGAACGCAUUCCAGGCAUGUUUACUGGCCUGGGGAUUCACAGCGAGGCAAAAGGAACUACUCAUUUCGUCCACUCCGGUCUCUUCCGCAUGGACGAAGACAUGCUCCCCUGGGGAGUAGCGUUCCAAGCAGCCGUAGCCGAAGCAUACAUCAACGAGCUCCAGCCUCCUCUCGGACGGACGUAAACAGCAACACAGCUGACAAAUUCAAGGGCGCGAAUAACCAUGAUAAGUUACGAGCACCAAGAACUCCGUGAUCUAGAACCAAGUAAAUAUCAGACAUUUCCAAGCCAA
Molecule: messenger RNA, 1400 nt
Organism: Selaginella moellendorffii
Lineage: Eukaryota; Viridiplantae; Streptophyta; Lycopodiopsida; Selaginellales; Selaginellaceae
Product: IAA-amino acid hydrolase ILR1-like 1
Exons: 6
Coding region: 75-1292 (405 amino acids)
Biological process (GO): auxin metabolic process
Cellular component (GO): endoplasmic reticulum
Molecular function (GO): IAA-Ala conjugate hydrolase activity
Source: RefSeq, a predicted model, not a curated record